AUGUCGACAGCUCACAGGCCUACUUGGCACAAUGCUAUUGGCGUAGGCCUAGAAGAGCGCGGAUCAACAGUUUCUGUUUCCAGCAAAGACUUGCCUUCCCAUACUGAGCUUAAGCGCAGGGCUCCUUUUUCUCUCACCCUUUCUGAGUCUGCCCAUCCAAGGAAGUUAUCUGAAACUAAGAAGUUAUUGCGUGAAAGGCUUGAGGAGACUGAGACUGCACAUAAAACUAAGAACUUGAUUGAGGAUCAGGUGGGUGUUACUAAGAAUUUUUUAAGCCUUGAGGACGCCACGAAGCUUUUGAACUGCGAGGUUAAUGCUUUUCCCGAGGAUGAAGACGACUUUGUCGAGGUUGACGAAGAGACUGUUGACGACGAAGAGGCCGCAUUAUUGCGUGAGUUGGAGAAGAUAAAGAAGGAGAAGGAGGAAAUUAAAGAGCGUGAGAGGGAAGAGCAGCUUAAAUCUGAGGAAAAUCGCGAAAAAUUACUGAGCAGAAACCCUCUUAUGAACCCUUCCAAGCAGGCUCGACGUUGGGAUGAGGACGUAGUUUUCAAAAAUCCACAAUCACAAUCUAAACAACCAACAAAGUAUGUGUUUCUAAAUUCCCGCAAAUCCCCUUUCUUGGGGUCUAGCUAUCCAUUCUAUAUAUAG
Molecule: messenger RNA, 648 nt
Organism: Theileria annulata
Lineage: Eukaryota; Apicomplexa; Aconoidasida; Piroplasmida; Theileriidae
Exons: 2
Coding region: 1-648 (215 amino acids)
Biological process (GO): mRNA cis splicing, via spliceosome
Cellular component (GO): catalytic step 2 spliceosome
Molecular function (GO): RNA binding
Source: RefSeq, a predicted model, not a curated record